Molecule: messenger RNA, 2043 nt
Organism: Helobdella robusta
Lineage: Eukaryota; Metazoa; Annelida; Clitellata; Rhynchobdellida; Glossiphoniidae
Exons: 2
Coding region: 1-1791 (596 amino acids)
Biological process (GO): response to heat; protein refolding
Molecular function (GO): protein folding chaperone
Source: RefSeq, a predicted model, not a curated record
AUGUCGGCAACAUCGCCCAUAUCGAAACAGCUGAUUACUGUGGAGGAGAGGCAACAAACAAUAAGAGAACAACUUCAUUCCAGAAUGAACCAACGGGAUUUGGAGUGGAAGCAGGAGGUGGAGCAACUAAAAAAACAAUUCUUCACGGAUGGUUCUGUUACUGGGAUGAUGGACAGAAAUCGAUUUUACAGUAGUGGCAGUGAUAAUUGGGGAGUUAAUAACAAUAAUAAUAAUAGAGAAAAUGGUUUUUAUUACUACAACGACACAAAAGCAACGAGUAGUAACGGUGGCAACUUUAGAGAAAAUAAUGUUUACUCGCCCGAUUCCAUUAAAUCCUCAUUCACUCCACCUAUUUCGCCAGAUUUGCAGCACCAUUUCCAGCAACAAAAUUUUGACAAAUUGUCUUCUUCCACAAAUCAACAACAACAACAAAAUAAAAAUUAUUAUUACCAACAGCAACCACAACAACUACAGCAGCAGCCAUUUCAGCAGCAACAACCACAACAAUUUACAGUACUAUCGAAAAGACCAACACCUUUUUCCAGCAAUUUAAGCAGGUUUUCCCACAUUGGCGAUAUAAACCCACGUUCCAACGUUAUUUCGCCAACAAACUUUAUUUCGAACUCAUCGUCGUCGUCGUCAUCAUCUUCGUUAUCUCCAGUUCUGUUUAGACAUGAAUUUGAAGUGAAAAAUUUUCUGCCAGAAGAAAUUAAAGUGACGACGGAGAAAGGGAAACUUAUCGUCUUUGCAUCACACAAGGAAACUGGAUUGAACAAAUCAGUAAGCAAAGAAUUCAAACGAACUGUUGACAUUCAAAAUGACCUUGACCCAUCUCAACUGUUGUGCACACUGACUCAGGACGGAAAACUCAUUGUGGAAAUAUCAAAGAGUCCCCCGUCGUCCAAACCCUGCCAGUUCGGAUUUGACGAUGUCAGGCCGUCAGCCCCCACACUCCUUGCUAACAAUAACUUCAAUUUAUCGGCUGUGGAUAAUUAUCUCAGCAAAAAUUCGUCAUUUGUUUCAACCAGGUUUAGACCGAUCGAGACUCAAGAAAAUAAAUUUCCAAGCGUCAGUAAUCAGCAACAAAUGUCUCAUCAAGUUGUCUUCCUCAACAGUGAAACAACUUCUUCAGACAUCAACCACCAACCAACACUUUCGACAUUGCAAUCCAAUAAAAAGGACAGGUACGCUGAUCACAAAAACGAAGGUUGCAACAAAAUUAAUACAAAUAAAAACUACAUCAACGGCCUUUCAUACACAUUUCCACAUAAAAAAACGUCAUUGCCCGAUUUGAUUGAUACCACAAACCACAACAUCGACAACUAUUCUCAGAAUUGCACAAAAUUCCAAUGUGACAAUGACAGCAGCAGCAACUUCUUUACAUCAAGAAAUAAAACAGACGCCUUGCACACAAUCGAGCAAACACACUCAGCGGAUUAUUACAACCAUCAAAACUCGCCGAACGACUUAGACCAGUUCACGGAGAUUUUAAAACUCUCUGACGAUCAGAAUCUUACGUACGAAAGCGGUGUAACGGUUAUUCGUUCAACAAACAGACCAUUCCAUGUCGGUUUGAAUGUUGGUUUCGGUGUCGAUCCGAAUGAUAUGAAAAUCGACGCAGUUGACGGGAUAUUAUUGGUCAGAAUCAGCAACAGCUGGAAUGCCAAUGAUCAUGACACUAAGAAAACCACACGGAUGUGGAAGGUUCACCUACCUGAAGAGUUGGAUCCCGUCAAUAUGAACGCCCACCUGACCGAUGAAGGAUUACUUUUGCUGGAAGAAACCUGCUGAACAACCACUGCACAUGAUAUGAAAUCAAAAUUAAUAAGAUAGCUUAUUUUACUAAAAUGUUUGAAUUGUUUGUAAGGUGUAACGUAAACAACAAUUAUAUCAUUUAUUUUAUGUAAUUUUAAAAUUUAAUAAUGUAUAUAAUUUUAAUUUAUUUUUUCAAAUUCACUUACUUUUUAUUUUUUUGGAUAUUUUGAAAUUUUGUGUUUUCAUCAUGAAUAUUCGAUAAAAAUAAACACAUGGAAGCUUAUAAAA